Molecule: messenger RNA, 1860 nt
Organism: Paramecium tetraurelia
Lineage: Eukaryota; Ciliophora; Oligohymenophorea; Peniculida; Parameciidae
Exons: 8
Biological process (GO): autophagy; autophagosome organization; protein autophosphorylation
Cellular component (GO): cytoplasm; autophagosome
Molecular function (GO): protein serine/threonine kinase activity; ATP binding
Source: RefSeq, a predicted model, not a curated record
AUGUCAGAAAAAAAUAUGAUAAAACUUAAAUCUUAUGUAAUAAAUACUAACCUUGAAAUCGGGAGAGGCUAAUAUGGGGUAGUUUAUUAAUGCUAAGAUACAAAUAACCCAUAACUGAAAUUAUGCGCGAAGGUUAUAAAUGAAAGACUUGACGAUCCAAAAACAAAGAGAGAAAUUGAGUUGAUGGGUACGAUUAUGAAAGAAGCAAAGGGGAACAAAAACAUAGUCGGAGUUGAAUAUGUUGAUUUCGAUGAUGAGAGAAUUGUACUCAUAUUGGAAAGAUGUGAAUGCGAUCUCCAAUCAUUAAUUGAUAAGAGAAAGAGACAAGAGCAAAAGAAUUUCCAUCCUGAUGAAGCACUUAAUAUCCUAAAACAAAUUGUGAAUGGCUAUAAAGUGCUCUAUUUCAAUAACAUUAUACAUAGAGAUCUUAAGCCUGCGAAUAUAUUGGUAUUAGACGGCUUUUAUAAAAUCUCUGACUUGGGAUUGGCUAGAUAAAUGGAAAAUGGUGGGGUUCUGACAAAAGUGGGAACACCAAAAUAUGUUGCUCCUUAGUUGUAUCUGGAAAAUUUCUUUUCAAAUUCAGCCGAUAUUUUCUCACUAGGCAUCAUAACCUAUGAAUUAAUUUUUGGUGGAUUGCCUUAUGUUGCGAACAGUUAACUUUAAGUCAAAAAGUCUUUAAGAAAUCUAGAAAAGGUUCCAGUUGUGGUUAAAUAGGAUCAUCCAGGAAUGACUUAAGCGUUUGCUCUUUUGAUUGAAAGCAUGCUUAAAUUUAAAGAGUAAGACAGAAUCAGUUGGUUAGAUUUAAUGGAACAUCCCCUAAUAUCAGAGGGAAAAGCUGUAGUAAAUUAAUCAGGGUUUAUCAAGGAUAAUCCAAACGAAGAAGAUGAGGAAGAUGAAGAACCAGUUUAAGAGCAAUAGAAACCCGCUGAAAGUCCAGUCAACGAAUAAUAAUAAUAGGUUCCUUUAAAAACAGUCAAUCCACCAAUACCCACAUUUACUGCACCUGUGUAAUUUCCAUAAAUGGCUAAACCCAUGAAUACUAUUCCUACCCUCCCUCAGCAAUUCUAACCAUAGAAGUUUUCUACUCCCCAAAAUUUUGUGCCAUCUGCAAUAAACUAACAGAAACCAAAUCCAUUUCCGAACCCAAGAUUUUAAUCAGUGACAAAUCCACCUUAGGCUGUACCUUAGGCUGUACCUUAGCCUGUAUCUAAUGCUGCUCCAUCUUUUCCAAAUGUACCUUUCAAUGCACCAAAUGCACCUGUUAACAAUGUCGGAUAGCCUUUUCAAUUUUAAUAGGUCCAAGCUCAAUCUGAUUAGUUAUAUCAAACAGGAGUUGUUGUAGACCAAGCAUUAGAUUCCUUAGAAAGAUUCAUAAACAUGCAAUUGUCGUUGAAGUAAGAAUGGUAUGGAUUGAAAUUGUACCUUCAUUACUAUUCACAAUGUUUCUUUGAACAUGCAAAGGCCCUGAAAGCUUAAGGCUAAAAUCCUCCUUAACAACAGUUUUACACACUGGCCAAUGUUGAAUAGGCAAUAGAGAAACAAUAAAGAUAUCAUUAAGUAAUAUCCCAGGAAUUGGAUCGACAUUAACUAAAUACUAUAUAUCCUGUUAUGCCUAUAAAUCCAGAUUUCAAUAGUUAUCUACAAAAGUUGAAAUAAAUUUUAUAGAACAAAGGAUUGUUCCAAUAUUCUCCCGACAAAAAAUAUUAUGUAGAAUAUUUGCAAUUAUUGUAUUUUUUUGAAAGACUCAAAGAUUAGAAAGAGCCUUUUGAAGAUGUCUAUUCAACGGCAUCUGACACAUUCAAGAAUUAAAAAGCGGAAUCUGUUUUGGUUGAUUAUCUUAAUAAGAGAUUCACCCUUUGA